AUGGAGGACAUGCAGCGCUCGCUGGGUGACAGUGUCAUCGUCAGUGAAGCCCGCAUUUUUGACCCGGCCAAUGUCCAGGUGGCCAACUACGACCAGCUCGUCGUAUCCGAUUUUUCCAACAUCCAGUUCCUCGAGGUCACCGACUCAGAAGCAGAGGACGAGGCAGAGUACAAUGACGAGGGUGACGAUGCAGAGGAUCGCGAAUAUUACCACAUUCCAGCCGUCAACUCUGAAGGCCGCACGGCUCCGACAACUAUUCUGACGCCCGCCCAGAAGCGGAAAAAGGAGAAGCGGAAGUCCAGGAAAGCGAAAUCCAAUGCGGACAAUGGUAAUGCAGAGGAGGUAAAGUCACCAGCUACCGCUGGCUCCGAAGAGGAUGGCGACGCUGCCACCUCGUCUCCAGCUGGCGCCAAGGCAACUUCGGAGGACUUGCGGAACCCCAAGAUCAACGACAAGAAGAAGAACAAGCGGGCCGCCCAGAAGGCCGCCCAGCGCGGCGCGGCUGCUGCUGCGGCUGUUGCAGCCGAUUCGGCGACCGCCAGUAGCAGUGGCACUGCAAGUGGCGUCACAUCGUCGGGCGAAACUGACAAGCCGGCCACGGGCAAGAACAACAAGAACGACAAAUCCGGCGGCAAGAACAGCAAAAAGGACAAGAAUAAGGAAAAGAAGAACGGCAAGGGCGCCACAAAAGACGUCAAGGUCGAACCAACAAGUGAGGCCGCCGAGGCGCCCGCCGAAGCUCCCGCCGAAGCAGCUGCUGAAGCACCCGCUGAGGCACCGAAAGAUGCUCUCGCGGCAGAGGAGAAGGCAACCCCUGAAGCCGCACUUGCAGGCACGCCUAAAGCCACCGCUGGGCCUGCUGCAGAGAAGACUGCUGCUGAGCCCAAUGCUGAGCCCACUACUGAGCCUACUGCUGAGCGCGCUGCUGAUCACACCACGGAUGCACCGCCUGCUACGAAAGAACCCAAGUCAGAAGACGUGCCAGUAACUGCACCUGAAACGGAAGUUGCCGAGUCCGAACCCACACCGGCUGAGGAGGAGGUUCCUGCUGCUGCUGACGCCGCCGCUGUUGAAACUGCACCUGUAGCACCUGAAGCCACACCUACCGGUGAGGUUGCUCCUGAGGCAGCUCCUGACUCUGCUGCAGACACACCCGUUGAGGCGCCUGCUGAGGCACUUGGAGAGUCACCCGUGGAAGCCAAAGAAGUGACCGAGGCCGCCACAGACGACACGCCACAGGAUGAGCAACGAGAACCCUCAUCGCCCACGCCUUCGGGCAAGCGUGUCCACUUUUCAGACGAUAGCAAGGAGGGCGAUGACGUGGUCAAGGCCACGGAGGUGACCGAGCCAGCUAAUGAUUCUGCUGAUGCUCCGACUGAGACACCUGUGGAGGCUACUGCCGAAGCUCCUGCUGAAACUCCCAAGGAGGUUGCCUCUGAGACUCCUGCCGAGACUUCGGACGAGAUUUCUGUCGCAGAGCCGGGAGAGCCUACAGAGACUCCAGCUGAUUCCGCCGCAAAGGCCACUACGGAAGCCACCACGGAAGUCACCGUCAAUGCAGCUCCCGAAAUGGAGAAGGCCGACGAAGCUCCUGCAGAGGCACCCACUACGGUGACCGAGGCUGCCGACGUUUCCGCCCCUGAAGCAACGGAAGACAAGGAAGUCGAAAAUUCUAUCGAAGAGGUAGCUCUUGUUGACGGGACUGCAACCAUUGAGGAGGGUGUAUCCGCUAAAGAGGCUACACCCUCUGAAGCCGUCGAGAAACCUUCUGAUGAUCCUCUUGAAGGUGCUGAGGAGCCCGCAGGGGCACCUGCCGCCAUCACUGUUGACGAGGUGACCGAAGCUCCCGCUGAACCUACCAAAGAGGUCGAACCCGAGAUCACGGCUGAGGCACCAGCAGAAGAGCCAGUCUCCACACCGGCCCCAGAAGUCGAGACAGAUGCUACCGUUGUUGAGACCACUCCAGUUGAGACUCCUUCCGCUGAAGCUGCAACUACCGGGACGUCUGGUAAGGAGGGGGAAAAGAAAGAAAUAGCCGAAGCACCUGCGGCUGAAUCAUUAGAAGAGCCAAAGGGCGAGGACGUUGAGGCACCCUCAGCCGAACCCGAGCAGGUUCCUGAGGAGAAGGCGGAGGUAAAUACCGAGGAGACGGCCGAGGAGAAAACUGAGACCGUUUCUGAGCCGACACCGGAGCCAGCCUCUGAAACACCCGCCGAAGCUACUGUUGAAUCCACCGCCGAGACACCAGCAGAGGAAAAUGUCAUUGAAGCAGCUGCUGAACCCGCUGAAGGUCCUGCAGUGGUUCCCACUAAAGGUCCUGCAGAGGCCGCCACAGACGAUGCACCAGUUGAGCCGGCUGCCGCUGCUGGGGCCGAAGAAGCUGAAAAGGCCUCCGAAGCCGCCGCACCGGAAGUUCCUUUUACCGAGGCACCUGCCGAGACUGAUGCUGACGAAACUGCUGCUCGAGAGGAACCGCCCACUGUUUUGGAAGUGGUUUCUGCUGAGAAUGCUCCUGCUCCGUCGUCUGCGGACAAGGAGAUCAAAGACGAGCCUACUGCUGAAGAGAACAAGCCGGAACCUGCUCCCGAGUCGCUUCCUGAGACCACCUUGGCUGCCGAGCCGGCGGGGCCUGCUCAUUCCGGUCCGGAAGCAGAGACAGAUACUGCUGCGCAUGUCUCCGCUGAAGAGUCUUCGGACGCCCCCUCCGAACUUCCCGCUGAUGUUUCCGCUGAGGAACCCGUCGAAGUAUCUGCAAACGUAUCCGCUGAGGCACCUGUGGAAAAGGAUAUCAAACUGGCUGCCACAGAGUCCGACGAACCUGUCGAAUCGGAGUCCAAGCCCGAGGCAGACAAGGAUACCAAAGAUGAAGUUGAGGAAAUGGUCGUGGACGUUGCUGAACCUGAUUCAACUUCACCUGCCGCCCAGGCGGAGGAUGAGACCGAGACCGAACCUCCUGCCGAAGGCAAUGACGCAGACGAUAGGUCCGAGGUUCUUAGUUCUCCUGCUGAAGAUCCAGCCACGGAAGAGGUUGCCAGGGAAGAGAAGACCACUACUCCCGAAUCGGCCCCCGAAGCAGCUGUGGAGGGUUCGAAAGAAGGUGGUUCCACCGUUGUUGAGGACGCCGCUACCGUAGAAGAGUCGCCAGAGGAGCCAACAGAAUCGACAGAGGCUGCCGAGACGGAUCCAGCUGACGAGUCUGAGAAAGUCGUCGAGGCGCCUGUAGAGGCUGACGAGGAAGCAUCCGAGCCAACUGCCCACGAGCCUAGCCCUGAGACUUCUUCGGCAACUCCCAACGAGCCAGUCGUCGAGCCUACCACUGAGAUUACCACUGAGACUGCCACUGACUCUGUUACUGAGGCUGAGGUUGAGGCUGAGGCUGCUCCCGAGCCCGUCGUCAAGCCUGCUGCUGGGCCCGAACCCGAGGAGCCGUCUACAGACAGCAAAGAAGAUGCUGCUGCAGGUGUGGCCGCGGUAGCCGCUGUGGCUACUGCUGCUUCAGUAGCCAUUGCUGCGUCGUCCGAUGUUGAGGAGGAAACUUCUAAGGAAGACGAGAAAAAGACCGUCGCAGGUGCAGAGGCGGAAGAGUCCACUUCACCUGCCGAAGAAACCAAAGAGGUCGAGACUAUCGAGGUUCCUGCCGCCGCACUUGAAGAAACCGCUACUCCAGCUGAGGCAGCGACUCAGCCAGAGACAGAGCCUACCAAAGAAGUUGUCGAGGCCGAUCUAAAAGCAGAGGCCAAGGAUGAAGAGUCGGUCACCGUGAAGACAUCCGAUGAGGCCACACCCGAGGAGACAGUAUCUGCUCCUGAACCGGAAGCCACAGCAGUAGCGACUAAUGAAGAGGGAGUUGCCACUCCCGAGGAAGCCCCAUCCAAGGCCGCCGAAGACCCUGUCGCAGCUGGUGCCACUCAAGACGAGGCAACUGCCACAGAUAAUAUCCCUUCCGUAUCUGAGGAGACUCCUGUUGCUGCACCUGCCGAGGAAGCGGCAGUAGACGAGACUCCUAAGGACGAGCCUUCUGUCCCCAAAGAAGCUUCUGCCGAAGAGGCUGUUCCUGAACCUCCUGUUGCCGAGCCUUCCCUUGCCCAACAAACGGCUGCUCCCACCAUCGAAGCUGACGCUGAGGUUAAGGACGCUGGCACGACUGAAGCAUCUCCCGAGGAGCCGACCGCAGAGUCUGCUCCACCUGCGGAUGCGGUGGACGAGGAGCCUGCGACUGAGAAGGAGGCUGACAAAACCCGUGAACCAACGGUCGAGCCCGAAGCUGUUCCCGCUGAUGUCGCCAAGGCCGAAGCCGCUCCAGAGGUUGCCGAGGAAAGCGAGACUGUCAAGGAGGUCGCUGAGGAUUUGCCAACUGAAGAGGUGACGGAGGAUGUUGCUUCCGCACCCGACGCUACGGUCGAGGCCAAGGAUACACCUGUCGCUGCGCCUACUGAAACGCUCGCAGAGGAGCCAAUUGUGGCCCCUGCUGUAGAGAAGAUGGUAGAGGUUGAGACCGAACCAGCCGAAGAAGACACCAAAGAGCCAGACAAUAAGCCGACUUCCGAGCCCGUUGCCGAGGCACUUUCCGAAGAUCCCACGACGGAGCCGGCUACUGAGCCUGAACCAGUGGAGGAGGCCAAGCAGGUCGAGACUGAGGAGACACCAGCGAAGGCAGCGGUUGCCGAAUCUGCAGAGGAGAGCGAAACCGUUGAAGAAGGUGCCUCUGCUGAAGAAGCUGCCCCUGCUGAAGAAGCUGCCCCUGCUGAAGAAGCUGCUCCUGCUGAAGAAGCUGCCCCUACCGAAGAAGUUUCCGAGUCUCACGAGAAGGAACCAGCUACCGCGUCCGUGCCCGAGGCCGUUCCUGAAGUUGAUGUUUCCCCUCCUCCUGCUCCUGUUGAGGACACGCCGGCUGCCGAGGAGAAGCCUGUCGAUUCAACUCCUGGGGAUUCAAAGGAGAUUGCUGAAGCGGCACCAGCGGAGCCUCUCGUUGAACUUGCCGCCGACCGAGUCGAUGAGUCGCCUGCAGUCCCCGUAGAGGCUGUCGAUGAGCCAGCCGAGGCAGCUUCUGAGCCUGUUAUUGAAGCUACCCCUGAGACCGCUCCUGAGACUAUCCUGGAGCCUUCUCAGGAAGUUUCCGACGAAGUCGCGCCCGCAACCACGGAUGAGUCCGCACCCGAGCCAGCUGUCGAGACCGUCCGUGAGACCGCCCCCGAGGCACAUGCCGAAUUCCCUGCUGAUGUUCCCGCUGAGGCCACUCGUGAGAUUGCCACAAAGGAGCCCGUUGUCACCGAGGCGACAGAAGAGCCUGCUGCCGAGGUGGCCCCCGCACCUGCCCCUGCACCUGAUGCUGAGCCGGACGCUGAAGAAGCAAAAGACACCGUUGCGCCCAUUCCCAUUGUUGUUCCUCCACCGUUUCCCGCCGACACAGACAAGUCAGCCGAUGCUGAGAGAAGAAGAAGACGCCGCAGUUCGAGAGGUGAGUUAAACCCCGAUUCCCACGUUGAUACCCUUGAAAAUGUGCAAGUGAAAGAGGAGGAGGACGAAAAGGAGGACGUGAAAGAGGAGGAACCAAAAUCAACAGCCGAUGAGAUACAAGAAGAGGCGACGAAAGAGAUGGCACCACAAGAGGAGGCACCACAAGAGGAGGCACCACAAGAGGAGGCACCACAAGAGGAGGCACCACAAGAGGAGGCACCAAAAGAGGAGGCACCACAAGAAGAGGCCAAAGAGGAGGCCAAAGAGGAGGCCAAAGAGGACCAGGAGGAAACGAAGCAGCUGAAGGAGGAGGCAGUUGAUUCUGGCAUUGCGCAGCCAUCAGAAGACAACGCACACAGACAAGAAGAGUUGGAGCCGCAGGUGACGGAAGAGGUAGAGGAAGAGAAGAAGGAGGCAGAUGCACCAGUUGUUGAGGAGAAGAAAGAAGUGGAGAAGGACAAGCCGGUGGUGGAAGAGGAGAAGCCUGCCGUUCCCGCCGCGACAGAAGAAGUGGGAUCACAUCAUGAACCGUCCACUUCUCAACUGGCAGCCGUCGGCGGUGGCAUUGCAGCAGCCGCUGUUGCUUCGAUUGCAGCGGCCCACAAAAUGUCAUCGAAGGAGACGACACCUGCCGAAGACAGCUCCUCCAAGGAAGCGACAGUAGUCGUGGCUGACGCCGACGCUAAACCAACUGAAUCAACUCCCGCCCAUGCCCUAGGGGCCAUUGAGGAAGAGAACUCUGCUCCUUCACAUGACAAUGUUGACACCUCUGAGGAGCCUACAGCUGAGCAGGCCCCUCGUCAGAUAAGGGAAGCCUCUCCAGUGACUGCUCUCAUACAAGGCGCCGCUGUCGAUGCCGCCGAACCGAUCAUUGGCGAGACCGUUACUACUGAACCUGUCGCAUCCGCUGUCACUGAGCCCGCGGACUUUGAGCCUGUCUCCGUCAAUGCUACCGUCGCCGACAUCGAGACACUUGCCCAAGUUAACACCACUGUGACUUCUGAGGUCGCUGCACCCGAGCAGCCCGCUGAGAUUGAGUCGGCCGAGGCAAAGAUCGAGCCACAGCCAGAAGCCGCCGAAGACUACAACUCUGCCCCCGAAGAAGCGUCUGAGCACGAAAAGCCUGCGGAAAUUGCGAAAGAAUCAGAAGAGAAAGUGGCCACAUCAGAAACACUUGUCUCUGAGGCCACCGAGCCAGACAUCAAACCGGACGCCGACGAGGUGAACGCUGCUCCUACCGAGCCGACCACUGAGCCGACCACUGAGCCGACCACUGAGCCGACCACUGAGACAUCCACUGUGGUUACCGCUGAGACAGAAGCAGAGAUCAUCACCGAGGAGCCUUCCGAAGCCCUCGUUGAAAAAUCUCCAACUGAGGCCGUAGAUGAUGACGAGACCAUCCCGGCUGAGACUGCAGCGGAUGCUGUCGCCGAGGCGCCGGCUGAGAUUCCAGACAGUGCUCCUGUUGAAGCCUCCGUCGAAGCUGCCACGGGGAUUCCAAUCGAGGCCACUGUUGGCGUCUCCAGCGACACACUUGAAGUCCCUCUCGAGCCUGUGGAAAAGACAGAAAUGGUGGCUGAGGAGAUAACUUCCGAGACUGUCACCGAACCAUCUUCCGAAGCUCCUGCUGAAGCUGUUGAAGAAGCUCCUGCUGAUGCUCCCGUCGAUGUCACUACUGAAGUUCCUGCUGAGGCUACCUCUGAGGCUCCCGUCGAGAUUCCUGGUGAGGUUGUUGCCGAAGCUCCAGUUCGGGUCGCCAGCGAGGAGGUCCUCGGCGAUGAAGCUCGGGCCGAGACCACGGAGAAGACAGAGAAAAUGGAAGAGGCGGUCGUCGAAAAAUCGACACCGGAGCUUGCCGUCCAACCUGCCACCGAGCCUGUCGCUGAGGUACCUGUUGAAUCUGUUGUUGAGGCUACAACUGACGACCAUGCCGAGCCUGAGCUGCAUGCCGAAUCCCGCGAAGCUCCAACAAUCUCCGAAGCAGAGCCUCUCACGGACGUGCCGACAGCAGAGGUUCAAUCUUCUCCGGUGGAGACAGUUCCAAACGAGACUCAAGAAGCAUCCCAUGCCACCGAGGCUGCCCUCAUCCCCAGGGAGGUCGCUACCACAGACGAAGCUCCCCUCCCAGAACAAGCUACUAUCACGGAACUUCCGUCUUCUCCAGAAAUCCCAGAUGUCUCUGUUGCAGAGGUUGCCACCUCUCAAGACGAGGUCGAGUCUACUGUAAAGGUUGAAGCCCCGAACGCUGCUCCAGAGCUUGUACCAGCGGGUGCUACGGAAGCUACUGUUGAGGCCACGCCAGUCGAGACUGAAGCUCCUGCUCUAGAACCGGCAACUGAAGAAGCGGCUGCGUCCGUCGUGGAGGACACCCGAGCAUCCGAGGAGGUGGCACCCACUGUUGAAUCGGCGGUUGGGUCACCUAUUGAAGAGGCUUUACCAGCCGUUGCAGCCGAGACCAAUGACUUCUCUCCCACCGACUCGGUUGAGCCCAAGCUGGCUCUCGAGAAGACGAUUGAGGAGACUGUCUUAGUCGAGGCGGAGAGUGUAGAGCCAGUCCCAACUGCCGUCAAGGCCGAUUGGCCCGAUGAUCCUGCUGAGAUUGCUGCUGCCGAAGUGGUUUCAGUAGAAGCAGUUCCUGCCGAGGCGGUCUCGCUCGAAGAAACUACAGUCGAGGACGACACUGUCGCAAAGGCUGUCACGGAGGAGUCUUCUGUCAAUGUUGUCGAGGAACCUAUCGAGACCGUCGAAGAAUCUCCUGUCGAAGCAGUGCCAGUCAAGCCUACCCCUACAGAGGCUCCUGCCGAGCCGUCUUCAGAGGGAGCUCCGUCUAAGGUUGUUACCUCUGAUGAAUCGCUUACCGAAAUCAUUGCCGGCGACCCAGUCGAGGAAGUUCCAGCCGAUGCCACUGAGCCGCCAAUAGCGGUCAUUGAAGAGCCCGAGACAACCCCAUCCGAGCCAGCCAUCGAAAGCGAGGCGCUUACCACGGCUCACGAUGCCCAGCCGUCAACAGCAGAGGUGGAUGUUCCAGUCACCGAGGAGCCUGUCGCCGAGACGUUCAAGGAAGUGCACGAGUCUUCAGAGCCACACGAAGAGGUCACCGAGUUAGACACCAAGCAAUCCACAGAUAUGAUUGUUGAGUCCGUGGCCAAGUCCGUCACCGGGCCAGCAGUUGAGCCAGCAGUUGAGCCAGCAGCUGAGCAAGCAGCUGAGCCCACCGUCGAACCUACUAUUGAGCCCGUUGCGGAGCCCAUCCAUGAGCCACAAUCGACUUCCACAGAAGACUCCAUCACACCCGCGACAAGAGACACUCAGUUACCGACCAAUGAAACGGGCGCCCUCGCCACUGCCCAACCCACAACAUCAACAUUUUCAGUAGCGUCGCCCAAGGACGUUCUCCCGCAAGUCGCCGCGGCUGCAAUCACCGUGGCCGCCGUGGCCAACAUUGUGGCAGUAGAAGGUGAUGUCGGCGGAGACGAGGGGGUCAAGGAGGACACAAAAGAAACCAAGGACACCACCGCGCUUGCAACCAAGUCGGAUCCAACCACUGCUGACACUGAACCCUCUUCAACUAGCUUGGACCGAUCCGACGAUGAUGCACACGAAUCUGCAGAUGCUGUGGACACAGCUCCUGCACCUCUGGAUGAUGACCAAAUUCAUGGGACGAGCGGUGAAGUUCUUGCUGCGCCGGGUGUUUCUGAAGCUGAAACGGUGAUUGCUGAGCCGGUGGUGACGGAAGAAGAGGAAGAGGAGAAAGAGGAGAAGGUAGAACAGCAUGGGGAGAUAAAUGAGCAGGCAGUUCACCAGGACGUGGAGAAGGUGACUGACGAGUCUCUCACCACUGAGAAGACACCAGUUGAGCCCGAAACGAUCCAUGACAUCGUCGAGGAACCAACACAGGGAGCAGUGCUCGAGACGGCACCAGAAACAGCAGUCGACAGUCCUCUUGCCACUCUGGAAAUCGAGGCUGAGCCACCUACAACAGAUCCUGUCAAGGACUCUCCCACGCAUGAACCUGAAUAUACAGCUACUGAGGUCCCAGUUUCUGAGCGAGACGUUUUCGAGGCUGCUCCUGUGCCCGACGCUACUGACCAUCUUGUCGUCGAGCCUGUUGUCGAACCUCUCGAGGCCGUUGUCGAGCCUGCUGUUGAGACCGUCGGUGAGCCUCUCGGUGAGCCUCUCGAGACCGUUACUCAACAAGACGACGAACCAGUCGCUGAGCCAGUCGCUGAGACAAUUGCUGAGCCAGUCACUGAGACAGUCGCCGAGCCACUGGUUUCAGAGGCUGUUCCUGAACGCGACGCUACUGUCGAGUCAGUUGUGGAGCAUGUCACCGAGCCCGUCAUCGGGCCGCCUGCAGAGCCUACAGAGAUUUCUCGCGAGCCUCUUGACGCACCAGAACUUCCAGAGGUUGUUCCUGAACCCGAAGCGUCUGUUGAGCCUGUCGUUGAACUUGGUGCAGAGUCUGUUGUCGAACCUGCCGAGACCGCUCCUGAGGCGGUUGCUGAGACCGAAGUUCCUGAAGCUAUCCCUGAGCCAGAGACCUCUGUCGAUCCUGUUGUGGAGACUUUCGGUGAACGUGUCAAAGAGCUUGUCGUCGGGUCCGAGGGUGUCCCUGAGCCUGAAUUGGCUGCCGAAAAGCAUUUUGAAGAAUCCGUGAAGACUGUUCGAGGCCCAAUUCUUGAACCGGUUUCCGAGUCGAUUUCUGAACCGGCUUCUGAGCCAGUUGUUGAGGCGGUUGAGACUUCGGAUCCGGCAGAGACAGCUGAGCCAGUUCCUAAAUCUCCUGUUCAACCUACUACAGACCAAGAGGACGAGGAAACCAAGGAGACAUCCGAACUCACCUCGGAGACAGCGGUCGACACCUUGGGAGAACCGACAGAAGUUUCCGCCGAGCCUACUCUCGAGCCUGUUCUCGAACCCACUUCUGAGCCUCCUGUGAAUCCUGUUGAUGUGCCGGUCUUACAUCAUGUUGAGGCUGUUGCUGAGCCGGUUCCCAAGGCUGAUGAGACUGUGGUUGAACCUUCGCUUCAAGUGUCUGCUCCUGAGCCAGCUGUCGAGGCUCCCUCUGAUAUUGUGACCGACGCCCCUGGUGAGGUCACAGAGGAUGAGGUCGACCCUGCGCCUGAGCCCGAAACAGUUCUUGACGCCACACCAACCACCUCUCCAACCCGUGACACCGAAGUGCCAGCAGCAUCGGAAGCUGUAGUCGAGGAGAGCACAAAACCUACGACCGAGCCCAUACCAAACGCCACGGAAGACGCUGAGGCAAACAGUGCUGAGCCACAAGAUAAGAUCGAGGCCAACGUUGACAUAGUCACUUCCUCUGAGGCCGUCCCUGAGGUUACCGCCGAAUUGGCUCCGGCAGAAGCAUCCGUUGAGACUGCUCUUGGGGUACCUAUCGAGGGAACAAUCGAGGUUCCUUUCGAAAGUCAUGUCGAGACUCCUACCACGGCUCCUGCCGAGACUACCUUCGAGACCACCAUUGAGACCCCUGGCGAGGCUCUAAUUGACGUUGAGAAAGACAUCUCAGAACCUGUCGAGGAGCCUACUGAGCCCUCUGAGGUUGUCAAUUCGCCUGCCGAAGCUGCUGCCGACCUUUCAACCGGUGUUCCUGUUCUCGAUCGUGUGGCUACCUUUGAAGUUCCCGCUGAAGUCCCGGCUGAGACUGAGGUUGAGGACGAGGUGCCAGAGAAAGUCCAUGACACUCCUCAACAAGAGGCUGAAGAAGUGACUGCUGGUGAUAGUGCUAUUGUCGAGGCUGAAGAUGUCGAACCAGAUUCUGUCCGCGAGCCGAUCGAAGAGCUCAAUGUUAUUGACGCAUCUGUUGUCGACGAGCCUACGGAGGAGACUGCCAGCCAAGAACCCACGUUCUCUAACGAGUCCGACAAGCCAGAAGAAGUCACAGCAAUGAACCUCACUCAAGAGACUUCUGCCCUCCACUCGUCAGAAAUCAUUGUGCCUCUUGCCACGGAAAACAGUGUCCUGAGCCUUCCUGAUGAAAAUCCUUCGGCCGCCGCGGAAGAGGUAGUUGAAGACACCAGAGAUGUACCAACUGCCAAUGACACCUUUGACGAGGACUACGUCAUUGUGGACUCUGCGCCGACCGCCGGGGACGAGCCGAGCAAGCUACUUGAAACUGGCAACGAGUCUGCUGAUUCAUCGGAAAAGACAGCCAUUGAGGAUCAAGCUGCUGCGGCAUCUUCUUCCGGGGAAUCUGCGGUCAAAGACGCUGCUGUCGAGGACUCUAUCGAGAAAUCUGCUGCUGAAGAGCCUGCUGCUGAAGAGCCUGCUGUUGAAGAGCUUGCUGUUGAAGAGCUUGCUGUUGAAGAGCCUGCUGUGGAAGAGCCUCCUAUGGAAGAGCCUCCUAUGGAAGAGCCUCCUAUGGAAGAGCCUCCUAUGGAAGAGCCUCCUAUGGAAGAGCCUCCUAUGGAAGAGCCUCCUAUGGAAGAGCCUCCUAUGGAAGAGCCUUCUAUUGAGGAGCAUUCUAUUGAGGAGCCUUCUAUUGAGGAGCCUGCUGUUGAGGAGCUUGCUGUUGAAGAGUCUGCUACUGAACCGUCUCCCGUUUUUGAGGAAGCAGCCGCUGCAGAGACAAAAGCACCAGUCAAAGAAGAGUCCUCCUCUACCACCGCCGAGCGUGGCCUUCUUGCCGCUGCUGGUAUUACUGCUGCCGUUUCUCUUGCCGGUAGUGCUACUGUUUUUGCACAGAGGGCCGACAAAGAUGUAGAGAAGGAAGCCGAGCAGCCAACAAGCAUCACAGACUCCACACCAGACCUCGUCGAGGUCCCGGCUCUGAUUGAGCCCGAUAUGAUCACCCCCGAGAUUGUCGAGGAGGCCCUAUCUCAAGAACACACACAGCCUGUCGAGUCCCCGGACGAAGAGCCCAUAAUCUUGUCGCGUGAGGUGGAGCCACCUGUCAAUUCGGCCAAGAGCAAUGAUGGGGCUACCCCCGCUGCAGAUGCCGUUGUUCCCGAGCCAGCUACUGGAGCUCCCGCUCCUGUUGAGAUUGCGUCUGCUAAGGCCUUGCUUGUCGGAGAGGAUACUGUCCUUAAAACUGCGCCCGAUGUUGAUACAGAAGUUCCAAUCGACCCUGCCGAGGUUGCUGCUAUCGAGACCGCUCCCGUGGACGCAUAUCCUGUCGAACCUGAAGCUGGUCCAUCAACUCCUCUCACCCCCGACUCCAAGGUGGAUGAGGCUCCAGUUGCUCCGAACAGUGACAAAGACAAGAAGGAAGAGGCUUCUGUCACCGUCACGGCACUGCCGACAUCAGACCUGAGCCACGUCUCCGAAGUCAGUCACGCCGUUGGAUCGCAACAGGUCGUGGCCACAGUCGAGAUUCUCCCAGAGCAGUUGAGCCCCAUUGUUGAGACGCCUCAAGUGGUGUCCAAGGAAGUCACAGCAGAGGUGACGGCAGCCGCCAAGGAUGUUCCCGCUCCCGUCGCACAAGAAGAGUCGUUUGAGCACAUCACUGCCCCUGAGACUGUAAUCGAGACUGCACCGAAGUCUCAUCCAACAGAAACUUCUGAAUCUUCUGCUCCUGUCCAGAACCCCGCAGCAGAGGACUCGCAUCUCAAGGAGAAGAUUGCCGCCGCGGCUGUCGGUGCUGCUGCACUUUUGAGCGGCGCUGGCCUUGUCGGCUACACUCAUGCCGAGUCCGCCAGCAAAUCCAAGGACAGCAGCAGCCACGAGCGUGACGUCGAAGAGCUCGAAAAGCUGGCGGCCCUUGCCCCGUCACCCGUCCCACCCGAGAUGCUCUCAUCGGGUGAGCUUCUCAACGCCGCCGAAACGGAGGCUGACGUUCGUUCCAUUUCAUCGGGAAUCGGUGCCUCGCAGGUGCUGGACGAGAAAGUACCCCUAACCGAGUCGUCUACCGUCGUGGACCAGCAGCCCAGAGAGGCAGCCAAGGUCGAGUUCCUGCCACCUCGUGCAUCAUCGUCUUCACUCGCAGUGCGUCCGGGCAUCAGCUCGGAGCUGUUGCGGGCCCCGACGCCGGCGGUGGUCAUUCCGGACCUGGAGGAUAAGCAAGUCAAGGAGCUUGGACGUGUGCGCAGCAUCAAGAAGCGGCAGAAGCAAGUAAUUCGCGAUACAGAGGACACAGUGGCGGCGGCAGUGGUGAUCUAUGCGACAGCAGAAGUGUUGAGCCGGCCCGGAUCGCCGACGUUGAAGCCGUUGGAUGUGCCAACGAAAGUGGAGGGGAAACAUGUAGAAGACGAAAAUGUAGAGCGGGGACAAAAGAGUGUCCGGGAUGGCGAAAGCGAGGUUGUGCCUCUUGUUUUGGAUUCUGGAGUGGGAGAAAUGGGGAAAGAUGGUCAAAAGGAGAUUGGACGAAAGGAUGGAACGGGUGGAGCAGAAGGAAUGGAUGGAAAUGGAUACACACAGACACACGAGAGAGCAUUGCGCGAUUCUGUGGCUGACCUCUUUGCAGACGAGAAGCUGGCGGAGUCGUCCGCCGACUAUAACGCCACCCGGUCGUCCCGGUCGCGCGGCGGCGAACACCACUCGUCGCGGUCCAGCCGCGAUGCGAGCAAGGAGGCCACCUCGAGCAGUCGUCACCGGCACCGCAGCCACCAUGACACCGGUGGACGUUCUCCCCCGGAGCGCGAACGCUCGCAGCCGACCACACCCCGGCGCCAGGACAGCGGUUUCUCGGUGCAGAGCGGACACAGCGGCGGCAGCGGUGGUCGUGAGAGCGGUGGCCGCGACGGUGCUGGGCACGGCUCGAGCAACUCCUCGCCGCGUAAGUCGUACCGUUCUUCGCGCGACCGCGACGACAAGGAUCGCAGCCGUGUCGAACAGGACGCCGAAGACCAGUACCGAGCCGAGCGACGCGCUGGCCGGCAUCCCCGUGAUGCGCGCGAGAAGCUUGCAGCCGCAGCCACAACGGCCGGGGGCAGCAGCAAAGGUAAAGAGGAUGAUACCGAGAGGCUGCGCGAUCGAGAGCGCGACCGGAACCGAGACCGAGACCGAGACCGAGACCGCUACCGUGAAGGCGAUCGCGACCGCGAACGGCGCAGCUCGCGCCGCCACUCCGGCCAGCACAGCAGCUCCCGGCCGACGACGGCUGAUGCUGGAUCCGCCCGUGUUCCGAGUGCCUCUGCAGCACCGAAGUUCUUUGACGUCAAACAUGCGGCCAGCACCGUGGAGCCCAAAUUUGGCUUGCACGACGGUAACGCCCCUCAAAGCAUCGACAACACUGCCAGCACAGCCAGCCCAGACACUGCCCCAGCACCAGCACAAGCACCCGCCCAAGUCCCGUCCUCACCAUCUGCACCACCUGCUCCACCCAUCAGCUCCACUUCACGAGACAAGGAGAGACGCGAGUCAAAAGAGUAUCGCCGCAGCAGCGACCGGAGAGUGCGGGGAGACAGGGAACGAACUGAAGCACAGACAGAAGCACAGACACAAGCACCUUCCAGUUCUGACAGACAUGACCCUCUUCCCAAGCGCUCAAGUACAACCCGCUCUCGCUAUGGCUCAAGCAGACGCUCCGAAGACGCGGCCGCCACCGACCCAGGAGCGACGACAACGAAGACGGCAUCGACAGCGAUACCAGCAGUUUCGACCUCGGCCUCGUUGUCGUCCCGGAUGCGACUCCAGAAGCAGCACUCGCAGCAUGAGCCGUCCUCGUCGUCCCGCGACAAGGACAACAGCAAGCACUACAGCCACGGUCACAGCCACGGUCACAGCCAUCGCCAUCGUCGCCAGAGCGCUGACGUCGGCCGCAGCUCCUACUCGAAGGAGACACCACGAACAGUGCCUCCCCUGGACCGGGAGGCGACCGAGUCCAAGGAUCAACCAGUAGCCCCGGAUGGCACGGCCGCAGAGGUGACAGCAUCGUCGUCGUCCACCCGGCCCGGUGCGCACGGUGCGGUAGCCGCCGUGGUGGACGGGAAGCACCGCCAAGAUCGGCAGGAAAAGCGAGACAAGGUCAAGUCGGGCGAGGAUAAGAGACGUAGCCUGCGGGCCAUAUUCAAGAAGUUGCUUUCCACGAAGGACUAG
Sporothrix schenckii 1099-18 is the source of this 15453-nucleotide messenger RNA. RefSeq lists its product as uncharacterized. The transcript has 2 exons. NCBI's taxonomy places the organism in Eukaryota, Fungi, Ascomycota, Sordariomycetes, Ophiostomatales, Ophiostomataceae. The record is from RefSeq and is a predicted model, not a curated record. Bases 1 to 15453 code for a protein of 5150 amino acids.